AUGAAGGAUUCAAUAAAAGCCAAAGUGUUCCAGUUGAAAGAAGAUACUUACCUGAACGGCAGCACCUUUUAUGCCUCAAAAUAUGAGUCUCCAGCCAUACCAUUGACUUACCAUCCAGCAAAGUAUUAUAGUUUAAUAAUCAAUACGGACGCAUCAGCAAUCAAUAGUCAAGAAUGUCCAAGAGCAUUUACAGACGGUUCUAAAAUUCAUGGAGAAGUGAGCGCAGCGUCAAUAAUCUAUUCAUCUUCCUCUAUUCCAACAAUAUGGCAAAGAAAAUUAUCUCCAGAAAAUUCUGUUUAUCAAGCUGAGUUGUCAGCAAUUCAAUCUGCAGUAAAUAAAGCCAUAUCAAAUAAUUUCAGAACAAUGGCAGUCUAUUCAGACAGCCAAUCUGCAUUAUAUGCCCUGAAGGACAGAAACAAUAAGAACCAACUGGUUCAGGAUAUUCAAAAUACAAUAAGCACCCACCCAGAAAUCCAGUUUCUCCUCAAUUGGGUAAAAGCCCACAACGGCAACGAGGUGGCUGACCUCCUUGCAAAGGAUGCAUCGACUAACAUCAACAGUUCGGUGAUUCAUGUCUCGUGGCCAAAGUCCCAUAUAAAAUUUACACUGAAUGCAAUUGUUGACUCAAAGUGGCAAGAAGAAUGGGAUUCUGCAGUGCAAGGCAGAAGAGUCUACGAUUUUAUCCCAAGAACUUACAAAGAGACACUGCACUAUGACCAUGUUCUGAAUCAGUAUAUCACAGGGCACGGUCCUUUCCCCACCUACAUCCAUGGCGGCAGAG
Stegodyphus dumicola is the source of this 781-nucleotide messenger RNA. RefSeq lists its product as uncharacterized. The record is from RefSeq and is a predicted model, not a curated record. NCBI's taxonomy places the organism in Eukaryota, Metazoa, Arthropoda, Arachnida, Araneae, Eresidae.